Messenger RNA from Etheostoma spectabile (orangethroat darter), 6136 nucleotides. RefSeq names its product SH3 domain-containing protein 19-like. The record is from RefSeq and is a predicted model, not a curated record. NCBI's taxonomy places the organism in Eukaryota, Metazoa, Chordata, Actinopteri, Perciformes, Percidae. Gene Ontology annotation, molecular function: protein binding.
CCUCCGCCGUCCUAUGAGGAGGUGAUCAGGGAGAAGACACAGGAGCAGGUUCUCCCUCCUCCUCCUCAUCCUCCUUCCUCCUCCUCCUCCUCAUCCUCAUCACGUCCAGCUUCUACGAUAACCAUCGCCACGCAGACUGACCCAGGAUCUGCCCCUGAACCCCGGACCGUUCAGGACUCUCAGGAAAGAAGACCAGUGAGACCACUAUUGCCGCCUGUCCCUCACCCUCGCAAACCGGCCGACGUUGACAACGACAUCAUCACCGUCGCCGACGACAUCAUCGCUGCCAGCCAAUCAGCACUCCCCUCCGUUGACGGUGACGGCGUGGUACCAGACACACACCCGGUCACACACACUUCCGCUCACACACAGUGCUGCGACCUCUUCACUGACCUCGAACCUGGCCAAUGGGAUCGGUCGCUUGCUGCUGUUGACGCGGCCGCUCUUCCCACCGCUUCCUCUCCCGUCCCCUUGGAGCGUCCCAGGCCACGCCCCCGCCUGCGCUCCAGGCUCAGCGCGCCUAUCGGCAGCGACGUCAAAGUCCAGACUUUGGUGAAACUGCGAGAGGACGGUUUGGCCACGCUAGCGGCCCGCGCGGGAUCGGACGCCGCCGCCAACCGGGACGUGAGUCAGGGCAAGUACCUCCAGGAGCUGCUCCAGGCCUUCAGCGCAGACGACUGGGGCUUCCCCGAGCGCCGCAGCGACAGCAGCGAGCACAGCCAAUCGGAGAGCGGGGACGAAGACGAGGACGAGGAGGACAUGGCUACCCUGAAGGCGAGGAUACAAGCCUUUGAGCAGCAGCAGGUGGCUGAUGGGAGCUGUGCAGACGGUAAAAACAGAGACUUUGGGGUCGCAAACAGACCUGAACCCCGGCCACGCCCCCGUCUCCAGGGGCAACCAGCCAAAUCCGUCCCUCCCGCUGUCGCCCCGAAACCCAAAAAUCUUUCCCAUGCCCCCAAACCAUCCAGCAAAGAUUUCUGGGAGGACGGGGGUUUGACAGCAGACACGGCGGACUCGGGUUGCACCGAAACGGACUUAAACCCUCCAGCAGCUUCUGGCGCCCUGAAAUCUGCUCCAGCUUUGGUACCCGAACCCUGCACAAACACUGUAAAACCUGCAGUAUCCCCCAAACCACAGUCUGCUAGAGAAACCCUCACGCCUGGAACCCCUUCCCCUGCCCCCGUGCCGGCCCCGAGGCCUCCACCACCCAAACUCGCCCCCUCUGUCAGCGAGACUCCUUCCUCAGCCGACCCCAAACCUCCGCCCAGACCUCCAGUCGCCCCCAGGACCAGCCUAGGAGCACAACCCCAGGACAAGAUCACGCCGGCUGGGCAUGUCACCCUAACUCUGCCCACGAGACCCUCGUCGGAGGUCUGCAGUGGAGCGCCGGCAGAGACUCAGGCCGGAGGUGAUGAGACGCAGCAGGACGCUGCAGACCAAACUGUGAAAUUAAGAAGUGGCCGUCCAGGUGUCCCGACCAAACCCGCGCUGACAUCACCACGCAGAGCCAGCGCUCCAAGUGGUCUCCACCUGGCCCCCAAACCCUCUGGCGUCUCGCCAUCGCCUCCAGAUUCAAACCCUGUCCCGCCCAAACCCACAGCUGCUGCCCCGGCUAUAGCCCCCAGACCUUCAGGGACGGCCCCGGUUCAGAGCCCGGGCCUCAAACAACCCGCUCCGGCCCUGAGGAAAGGUCCCGUGAUUCAGACCAAACCAGAAACCAGCAGCCCUGCAAACCCAAGCUCCUCAGACCCUCCUCUCCCUCCGCGGCCUUCAAGCGCAAAGCUCCUCCCCCUUCGUCCUCCACCAAUCAAAUCCACCCCUGGGCGACCGCCGCCUCCAGCCAACCAGACGACCCCUCCUCGGCCCAAAACCUGUCCCGCCCCCUCUGUUUCCCCAGCCGGACAGUCUUCGUCUUCACAAACCACUCCGUCCUCUUCAUCUGUAUCAGCCAAUCAAAGGGCAUCAAAGAGGGGACCACCUCUGCCCCCCCGCCCUAAACCUGGACACCCUCUCUAUACCAGCUACGUGAAACAGGAAGUCCUGAUCGUCCUGGAUGACCCAAGCCCCCCAGAGGCUCCGCCAGGUGAAGGGAAGACUCAAACGCCCGUCAUCGACCCGUCACAAUGUCUCCUAGACCUGGACAUCCAACCAGAACCAGAACCUGCUCCAGAUCCGGACAACCAAUCAAAAUCGGCCUUGGAGGGCUUCAGCCUAUCUGACUCCCAGUCUAUUCUUCCUGUGCACCCCACGGAGCAGAAGGAACCGCCCGACUCUCCCCCCGUCAGCGGUCCUCGGUGCAUCGCCUUGUUUGAUUACGAGGGCGAGGACGACGACGAGCUCACCUUCUCCCAGGGUGACGUCAUCGCCCUGCUGGAGAUCAUCGGACAAGAGUGGGGGCGGGGCCAGAUCCACGGGCGAAUCGGGAUAUUCCCCCUGAACUUCGCCGAGGUUGUGGAGCCGCCCGCGCAGCCGGCGCCGUCGCCGGGGGAAACGGGAAAACCAACGGCAACAGAGACCACCGCGACAAAAAGAACAGCCCCAAAGACCUCAAAGGGCCCUGAGUCAGAGACCACGGAGUGGGCCGUGGCUCUGUUCGACUUCCCCGGGCAGACUGCAGAGGACCUGUCCUUCCACAAGGGGGCGCUCAUCCAGGUCACGCUGCACAUCGACGCUGAGUGGAGGCGAGGACGACUGGAGGGGAGGGAGGGGAUCUACCCUGCUGCCUUCACACAAGCCUGCCAGGCUCAGCCAAUCCCAGGCCAGCAGUCUGCGGUUAAAGGCGUGGCCAAGUUCGACUUCACAGCAGAGAGCGAGGAUGAGCUCACGGUAAAGGUCGGUGACAUUAUUACGCAGGUGGAGUUUGUGGACGAGCAGUGGAUUCUGGGAGUUGUGGGCGGGAAGCGUGGGAUUGUGCCUACAAACUACAUUUCUCUUCUCUCAUGAGGAAAACCCUGAAAACUAGGACACUCUGGGAACAGGUUGGUGGGUUUUGAACUCUGCACGGAGCUCGGGGAAAACUCAACUCGGCUACGACAGUGUUUCAGAGUUUUCCCCAAUAAACCUUUUGGGCAGGUUUUGGGUUAAACAAAAGCCGCCUGCUCAGAUUUUAUUGGUAGUUUGGACCGUCUCUUGACAACAGGACGCACCUGCGCCGCCUUAGCGACGGAGUAAAACUGACUUCACGCCGGUGAUUUGCGUCUUCCUCUCUUCCAUCGCUGUGCUCUGAUUGGCUCCGUGGAUUAUAUCCCACCUGGACUGGAUGUGACUUUGUUUCUUUCUCUGACUGUUGGGUUCAUUAGUCCAGACCAGUGGACGGUCCCAGAAAACCAAAACCCCGAAGCUCCUGCGACUCAACAUCCUGCACUAAUGGUUCAAAUCCCUCCGCAUGAUGGGGACGGAUGGACAAAUAUAAUCAGGAUCGGACAUUUUGCUUUAAACAGCCGCCGUUUGGCGACUUUUCCUCUUUCUGUGUCUGAUUACAGAUGUUUAACAUAGACUGUUAAAAGUGUUACGCGUCAGAUACAUUUUCAAAAUAAGAGGCCAGCUCGCAGUAUUUGAACUGAAAAAAACAUCAAGGUUUCCAGAGGAGGACUAAUUCACUUUAAAGGGAUAUUUCAGAUGUUUUGCAGUGUGGUUGUUGUGAUUACGGUGUGAUUGACAACUCUGGUUCUGGUUCCCCAAACUUUAACCCUGACUCCAGUAGAGGUGGUGUGAGCAACAUCUUGUAUAUGAGGAUGUCUUUCAAUAUCAAUCUGAGGAUACUAGGCCUUCCAAUACUGCAGGAGGGUAAAGCCGAGUUAAUUACAUGAGCAAGGGCUUAUCAACUAUAAGCUACUUCUCCAGUCAGUGUGUUAGCUGCAGUAGAUGUUUGGAGGUGGACAAACAUGGAAGCUAAGCAACGUCUUGCUGUGGACGGGGACAGCAUUUAAAUGCAUGUUAGACACAUUAAAAACAUCCAUUUCAGUGUAAGUGGACGCUUUAUUUAGAAUAUUUUGACCACGUUACCACGCGGUCGGACGGCUCUUCACGACGGGGAAGUGAAGCCGUUAUCUCUGCUCUCCUCAAAGCCGCCAGACUCCUUUUUAUUUUACCUUGUAGAACCGUUUUUUUAAAAUGAGUCUGGCGGCUUUGAAGAGAGCAGAGAUACCGGCUUCGUAAAGGGCCGUCUGACACCCAGAUAAAGCAGUGAAAAUAUUCUAAAUAUAGCGUAAAAUUAAACUGAAACUGUGUCGGUACUCUGAACCGGGGGGGCAUGCGAUGGAUAAGGACCUCAUACAACCCCGGUUAAAAAUAAUCUGAACUAUCCCUUAAACUAACUCAGUCAAAACUUACAUUUAUCUUUAACAUAGUGUACCGUGAACCUAAGCCAGAGGAAAACUGAAUAACGGAGCUUUGAGUCGGCCGGAUGUUUGUCUGCUGGUGCAUGCUGGGAGGAAAACGCCAGCUCUGGUUUGUGUUGUUUCCUAAAUGUUUUUACCUUGUAGCGCUCAGCGGUCCGAGAGCCAAAAAAAAUGCCACUUUUAAGACUUUUAAUUAUAGAAACAACCAUUUUAGUUGAAAUAAACUGUCAGAAUGUUUUGUUUUAAGACUCUCUAGGUACCUUUUUAAAGCUAUUUAUAAAAGUUAUUUUGUUGCACAUGUUUUCACUGAUAAAUUCUUGCGUAGAAACUUUUUCUAAAAGUUUUACGUUCUUAAAGCUUUGAAGCUUAAAUCAGAUCACUGUACACAAAGAACACUAAGACUGGUGUUGAUUGGUCAUCUAGAGAUUCAUUAUCCUACUAAACCUCUUCCAGAGCUCUUCUCUGACUGUUUCAGGGGCUGCUGGAUGAUUUUUGGGGGUCUCAAACCCCCGAUGAAGGCAGCGGAGCCUCAAAGAUUUGGCACUGGAGAGGUGUGCAACAUGAUUUGGAAAAUGCUUGGAAGUCAUGUAGAGUUAACAUGAUUAACAGAUUUCAACAUGCAGCCAAAACUAUAAUGCUUAAUAAGAGCAUGCAGCUCAAUGAAAGCAAAGAAACAUGGAUUAUAUUUUUUAUAUAAAGAGGUUAUUAAAGGAGUUUAAAAAAUAAGCUUUACAAAUCUUAAAAAUCACUUUUCAUUGAUAAAGACCUUAAAACAUGUUUAUAGUUUCUAAUAGUUAAAGCUAAAUGUCAUAAACUGUAAAUGCAUAAGUCCACAGGGUGAGACUGAAAGCUGCAAUAUUAAAGUUGCUGUUGGUACGAUGGGAAGAUCCAGGACUUCGACAACUUCUCAGCCCCUCCCCCAUUUCGCUAAAGCCCAAACGGUCUCCUAAGCCCCUCCCCCUAUGAGGGAGAAUGAGCCUGAUUGGUGCAUCUGAACAGGGAGCGGGGGAUUUUGCAAAUAGCACUACAAGCUUUAGAGUAUUUUUAUUUUAUUUUUACUCAAACAUAGGGUCAGUUUCAACAAAUAUGACAGAAAGUAAGUUCAAUAAGUCUUACCUACUGCACGUUUUUAAGGAACUAAAACGCUAUUUGACACCCACAUUAGCUCAUGUUUGAUUUCCUGCUGUUAAGCAGUAUCAAAAGGCAGUUUUGCACCGACAACAGUGUGUUGUCACAAAACUAUUGUACAAACUCUUUCAGAUAAGCAAAGAUCUAGCUGGAUUCUUUUUUUUUUUUUUAAAUGUACUGUAUUCCAUCUUUUCUCACAUUUCCUCAAUAUGUAUUCUGUGUUAAAAAACUAAAUCUGCAAAAAAAACACCUUUUUCCAGACUGAAUAUACGAGUCCUACUCAUUUUAUUAAAUGUUAAACGUGGAGGAUUUUCUCUCAAUGUGCUGUCAGCAAAUUACCAGCAACAAUGAUACAUUUUUCUUUGUUAGAUUUACGUUUUUUGGGGUGUUUAUCUGACAAUUGCAGGUCUUUUUGCUCACUAAUGCAGGAUUCAACCUCUCUGAUGUAACUCCAACUGACUUUUUACUUUGGACACAUUACUGUUUUUAUUAUUAUUAGUUAUCUUUUCCAUAUAAUUCAGUGUCUGAAAAGGCAAAUUCAAACUAAGUGUAACAACUCAAAUGCAGCCAGAUAACAAUAAAUGAUUAACGUGUCAUAAGGUGGAUGUUUUUCAGCCGUUUCAAUGCAAAGUAAGAGUGUGCAAACAUAUGGAGCGCAAAUAUAACAA